AUGGCAGAAGGGUCCGAUACGAAUUCCCAUCAGAGUUUUGAUGACGACGUUGAAGGGGUCGCUGAUGAGAAUCAGGAGCCAUGGAAGUUCAGAAUCUACUUUGUGGGAUUUCCAAGCGAGAUCGCUGACUCUGAAACCAUGUCCGUGGUUGAAAUGAUCCCGAACCUCGUACCUGAGGCGAGGGUUUAUCAACACAAUAUCUUUCGCCAUGACGUCGUUUCAGAGCUGCAAGAUUUGAGCUCGGAGGACGAAGAUGACAGAGAGUCAUUGGCAGUUGAUGAGCAGCAAGCACCUGACGGGCCCGAGGAGCGUGAAAGAGACAGAGAUGGCAUCCCUGCCUCCUUAGUUGGCCCAAGGUUGAUCAGCCCAAAGUUAAUCAGCGACAUCAGAAAUCCCGACACAGGGAAUUCUGUGAAAGAGGCGAGGAUGGCUUCGAUCGAGAAAGAGUAUGAUGAGCAUAUUGCCACCACUGACGAUGCAGCAUCCGUUGAGAGUCAAGUGGCCCAUCCAUUUUACUCGCCGGCCUGGAUUGAAAGCGAGGCAUUGGAACUUCUUAUUCGGAUCCAGAAGCAUGCGCCACAGGAGGCGAUUAAAGAUCGCAAUAGGGUGUUGUUGGCCGGUUAUGGCUUUGGUGGGAUUGUGGUCAAACAGGCUAUAAUUAUUGCCAACAGGACGCCUCGAUUCUACGACGUUGCUCUGAACGUCGCCAGCCUGCUCUUCUUUGCCACUCCCCAUGGCCCAACGAAGCGUGAGGCGCCAGAUCACUCGACCGGUCGACUCGGGUGGGAAAAUGUUCUUUUUGAGAUGCUCAAAGCCACAAACAUAGGCUACACCGGUCGACUUUCCCAGCUGCUCUCCGGCCUCGUAGAUGCCGUGGCACAACUUUCUCAUGUCUUUCGAAAGUUUGCCGUCAAGUAUCCGACAACGGAUUUCAUUCAGGUUGACGGUGAAUACACGCCAAAAAUGAGCCAAUCUAGCAACCCCGAGUUUGGAGUCCUAUGGCCGAUGCGGGGGCCUAAAGGUGCUGCAAUGUGCGCCGUGAACAACUUGGAUGAACUCGGGCUGCUUCGAAGGCUCUUCACACCCGACCAUAUACUCUUUGAUCACGAGGGAUCAAUUAAGGGCCCCCAUGUAGCACCGCAGUUUGACAUCAGCGAUACUUAUUUCAAGACCCUCCAAUCAUUGUCUUUCUCCCGAUGGAUCCUGCAUGAAGCCCGAACCCUAGACAAGUCUGACGACUUCGACGACAUGCAGGGUAUUUACCGCCCGAUAUUGCAGCAGAUUCCUUGGAAACAGUCUCGCGGAGGUUCGGUCCAGAUUCAUGGUCCAACGGGGUACGGGAAGUCGGAUCUUGUGAGGCUCAUCACCCAGGAAUUCCGCGAAAGAUCUUCUGUGGUCAUCAUUGAUAACCUCAUUAGCUCAUUGGAAAGUCAUCUCGGGAGCUUCUGCGGUGUCUUGGUUUCUACCGUCCACCAAAUCAUCUCACAACGGCCAUAUCUGUUUUGGCCUGUUAAGAACUUGAUGGCCGAGAUUCUCAGCCAGAAUGCCUGGACGCAAGAAACCCUCACUGCCUUGCUAUCAUCAAUCAUCUUUUACGCCAAGAAUGUCGACUUUCUGGUCGUCAUCGCCGAUUUCGAAAAAUGGACGAGCCAGGCGCAGUCAUGGUGGUUGCAGAUGCCGGGUUUGGCCGCAGAAUCUUCCGCCGUGACGUUUACUUUCCUUACCAGCAGCCGCGCACCAAUAGAUGGCUUCAAAUCAGGGAAAGUCUAUGCCUUUGACCUGGCAGCGAAAUCCAAGCACUACCAAAACGCCUUGAUCAGGACGAAGACAACGCAACUACUUGAUCAUGCCUACGGAUCCAGUUUCCUCAGAGAGAGGCUUGCGGUGAAUGUCAAGAAACAGAUCAUUGACUCGGCCACGAGUUUUGAGGGUUCCUUCUCUGCAAUCAGCGCAUACCUGGUCCACCUAUUCCAAAGCUUUACCAUCAGCUCUCCAGAGGCGAUCGAAGCAGACAUUGCAAAGAGUCCGAAGAACGAAAGAUUACUUUACGAGAAACACAUAGAGAUUCUUAGCACCCAACCCUCUUCCACAGUUUCUUGGGCGAAUUCUGUACUUUCCUGUCUGGUUCUUGCAAUGCGAGAUUUUCGCAUUGAGGAACUUGCCGUGGCGGUAGCCAUCAAUCUGCGCCGUUCAACCAUCUCCCAGAUUCAGGGAAUGGUGUCCAUGGACAUGGAACGAGAUCUUCGCAGUCAUCUAGGAGGACUUGACGCCACGCAAGCCGAUCACGAAGGGAGAACGCCGCUUCACAUGGCAGCUAUAUGCGGUCGGACAGAUGUUAUCCGACAACUCUUGGGCAUGGGCGUUUCCGGUGAGGCACCGAUCAAUGCCAGCGCCGCUGAAUUGCUCGAUGUCAAGGAUAUGGGUUUCCACACAGCCUUGACAGCCGCAGCCAAGAUGGGAAGUGUUGAUUCAGCGAAGUAUCUGGUAGCGGUUGGGGCAGAUCUGACGGUUCAGGAUCGAAUUGGUCAGACGACCUUGCAUUACGCAAUCCCGAACUGCCCGCAAGUUGUUAACAACAUUGUCGUUCGUGAUAAGUCUACGCUAUACAUCAAAGAUGUACAUGGCUGCACGCCUCUGCAUGUUGCUGCCCGUUGUGGGAGCGUGGAAUCUACGACCUUCAUUGUUGACGCUGCACGAACAUACGAUCGUCUGCUCGAAGUAGUCGAAGCUGCGGACAACAUGGGCUUGGCGCCGCUCCAUUACGCCGCUGAGAGGGGAUUCACAAAUGUGACUAAGAUCCUCAUCGACGCGCAAGUCAAUAGUAUUGCUUCAGCCGCUUAUGCUAGGCGAGCUGCGAAAUUAGCUGCAGCACACGGUUAUCUAGAGACAAUGAAGUCUAUAGAUGGAGGCACCCUGGAAUACGGUGGCGAAUUGCUUUUGGCCGCAUCACGCGCAGGCCAGCUACUGAUAGUCCAGUAUCUUCUACAACAAAGCGUUUCUCCCGAUGGACAGGAAGAUGCGAAGCAAAGACCAAUCUCAGUGGCCACAGCACGAGGCUACAACGAGGUGGUACGCACCCUGUUACGGCACAAGGCAGAUAUCAACUUGGGAGAUUCAGAAAGGCGAACACCUUUGCACCACGCCGCAAGUUACGGAGUAUACGAUGUCCUAAAGACGCUCCUAAACCACGCUAGGGACACCACCGAGGCAGCGAACGUCCAAGCUCGCGAUUACUCCCGGUUCACGCCGCUUCACUUUGCAGCUCAAAGAGGCCAUACCAGCAGUGUAGAGCUGCUCUUGGAACACAACGCUAACGCCAAUGACCGCUCCGUCUCGGGGGACACGCCACUUCAUCUCGCCACUGGGAGUCCGAGAAUAGUCGAAGCCCUUUUAAAGGUCGAUGCAGAUGCGAACGCCAUCAAUCAACUGGGCCAGACACCACUUCAUAUGGCGACGCGCAGGAAAUGCCUCGAAUCCGCACAACUUCUUAUUCGAAAGGGCGUCGAAGUUGGCAUUGCCGAUGAAGACGGAAGACGGGCGGUGUAUCAUGCCAUAGAGCAGAACGAUAUCCACAUGGUGGAAGAGCUCGUAACGAAUGAUGUCAAAGCAAACGAUAUCAAUGAAAACGUGAAAGGAUCAUGGGACAACCUGGAGCUGGCAGUGAGAUCUUCUGCCCUGGAAGUCCUUGAGUUUUUAAUGGGCGAUGAUGAAGAUGCAGUACAGAAGACGGACGACGACCGUCAUUCACUCUUGCACUAUGCUGCCGAAAGGAAAUCAGUUGAAGUUCUGACUUUCCUCAUCGACCGUGGAACUGAAAUUGACAGCCCUAGUCGCUGGGGGAGAACGCCACUGCAUUGCGCAGCCUAUCAUGGCCAAGUUGACAACAUGAGAGAGCUUCUCAAACGCGGCGCUGACCCUGAAAGGGCGGAUGAGUCCGGUGAUAUACCCUUGCACCUGGCUGCCGAUCAAGGGUAUGAUGCAGCCGUUCGCAUCUUGCUCCACGCAGGUUCACCUAUCGAUGUACGAGGGGUUGGGGAACAAACACCACUUUUCUGCGCCACCAGCGCGAAUCAUUUCAACGUCGCCGAAACACUUCUCAAGGCCGGCGCCGAAGUCAAUUCACAAGACGAAGACGGCUGGUCUUCACUACAUGCGGCGGCAGGUGACCUGGGCACUUCCAAGCUGCUUUUGGAGUCCGGGGCCGACAUCAAUUGUCAAAAGGCAGACCUUUGGGCCCCCCUUCACUUAGCCGUAUUCUGGGGUAGCGUCGAGGUAGCUGAAUUUCUCCUCAAGAGUGGUGCCAACCCCAACCUCACCAAUGCCGACGGAGACACACCCCUGCAUGUGGCCCUCAAAAAGGGUCAAGCUGAGGUUGUGAAGAUCUUUUUGAACCACCGUGGAAGCAACUCUGUAGAUGUGCACAAACCGAACGCCGAUGGGUUCCAUCCCAUCCACCUGGCAUCCAGAGAAUGCAAUAGCGACAUCAAUCUAAAACCGCUGCUUGGCAAAGACAAUCCACUGGCUCCUGGUCAGGGUUGGGAUUCACAGGAUUGGACAAAUGCCUACUGGGAAGCUAUAUUCAGAAACCGGGUCGAAAGUGUUUCUAUCUUGCUGAGCAAGAGCCCUGGUCUGAAAAAUGAGAUGAAUGAAGAGGGCCUCAAUGGUCUCGAGGUGUACUUCGACAGCUGCCAGAGCCUCGAAGACCAGGGCAACCCACUGGCCGUCCUCUUGGUCAAAAGCGGCUGCAAUCCCUGGACCAGACGGCAGAAUGACCAGAAGUCCAUUUUUGAACUUGGUUUCUCGACCCAGUGGAGUCGCCAGCACAUGGACUUUGUGGAUGCUUGUCUCCAGUGUCUUCCAGGUGACCCCCAAGAGGCCGGGCUGGGAUUCAAAGAACUUCGAAUCGCUACCGAGAUGGAUAGGCCUGACCUAUGGACGAAGCUAAAGUCGAUGCUAACACAAUUCGAGAGGGAGACAGAUUCCGAUGGGUGGACUCUGCACCACUUCUUGUAUCAAUGUGCUCCCAGGAUCGCCCUUGGAGAGUACCAGUCGAGAGCCCCGCAAAGCCAGACCAAGACGCCAACAGCGCUCAUUAUACCUCCUAUGUGGAAGAGAGGUGUAGAAGUUAGUGAGUCGCGCGCGCAGAUCCUCCAAGGGGGUUUGGAGGUUUUCUUUGCAGCAUCUCACGACGAGGAAAACGACCCGUACAACAUUUGUAUCAGGGCAAACCAUCCUCUAUCGCCUAGGAAACUGGGAUUGGCAUAUUUUGAGCUAUCAAUAGAGGAGGCCUUGGAGGUGUCCACGUCCGAGUCCAAGCCAGACGAUCUCGAACAGCGGAACAGAAAGUCAAGUAAUCCAAGCGAACCAGAAGAGCCGGAGACAGGCUCUAACGGCUCUGCGAAAUCUGACGCGACAUCAGACACUUCCCCGUCAUCGGAAGCUACGCCUGCCGACCCAAGCGUGGUCAUCGGCUUGACUGGCGAGUUCUGCGACAUGAGGAAGGCACACCCCGGAUGGUAUUUGUGGUCGGUGGGUUACCAUGGAGUCGAGGGCAAUGUGUAUGACGAGGACUUUUCUUCCGCAAGUCAUAUAUUGGGACGAAUCUAUGGGUUAGGCAGCACCGUGGGCUGCGGGGUCGAUUACGAGAACCGCGAAUAUAUAUUCACUCUCAAUGGUAAAGUCGUUGACCGGUAUCCGAAGAGGACACAGACGAGUCGAACUAUGUCGGUUGCUGGCGCACGAAAGUAG
Molecule: messenger RNA, 5748 nt
Organism: Colletotrichum abscissum
Lineage: Eukaryota; Fungi; Ascomycota; Sordariomycetes; Glomerellales; Glomerellaceae
Product: ankyrin-1
Exons: 9
Coding region: 1-5748 (1915 amino acids)
Cellular component (GO): nucleus; cytoplasm
Molecular function (GO): protein binding
Source: RefSeq, a predicted model, not a curated record